GUUGACUGAAAAGUUUCCAUUACUUUACAUUGCUGAGAAGUCUCUUGUACAUACUCGUAAUUGUUAACACUAUCUUAUCAAUGACGGACCAAAACAAUGAAUUCACUACGGAUGAGUUGGAGGCGCCUUCCUGGUUAAAUACGCAGUUUUUGGAGCAGGUGCUGAGCAAACAUGAGGGUGAUGAACAACUGGCGGUAAAAACCAUAAAAGUCUCACCGGCGACUUUGAAGGGAGAUCACUAUGCAAGCAUAAUGUUUCGAGUCGUUGUGGAAUACACAAACAAGCAGGGAAAUGCAUCUAAGUCGCUGAUCGUUAAGACGAUGCCACAAGUGGAGGGCUUCAAGAAGGAGCAACUUGGCGAGUCGCACAUCUUUCGCACGGAGAUUGGCAUGUACACGGAAGUCCUUCCGAAAUUCGAAGCUGUACUUCGGGAAGCUGGCGAUAACACAUCAUUGUGUGUUCCCUGCAUUUAUCACAGCUUGGAACCACAACAAGUGAUGAUUUUUGACGAUUUGGUUCCCUUGGGCUAUAUUGUCGUGCGUGAUCGGGAGCCCACCAUGGAUGAAGUGCGUCUAGCUUUUUCGAAGCUGGCCAAAUGGCAUGCUGUUAGCUUUAAGAUGCUCAAGGAACAACCACAAGUAUUUCAAAAAUUCAAAUACAGUUUGAUGGAGUUACCAAAAAUUACGGAAGAUCCCUUUAUGUACGGUAUUGAUUUUUUCAUCAGAAUGCUGGAUGAAGUACCUGAUUUAAAGGCCUAUAAGCCGAGCCUUGAAAAGAUCCGAGAGAAUUUGGUAGAAAAUUUUCGGGCGCCAUUUGUUGAGCAUCGUGAGAAUCGUCAAGAUGAUGCCUAUUAUGUACUUUGCCAUGAAGAUCUUUACAUCAGGAACAUGAUGUUCAAGCAUGAUAAAAUUACAAAUGUUGCGGAAGAUUGUAUGCUUAUCGAUUUCCAAAUGAGCAAUGUGGGUUCAAUGCCAAAUGAUAUCAUUUAUGCAACCUAUCAGAUGCUGUCUCCCGAUCAGAGGCAAAACCAUCUUGAGGAAUUGAUUCGCUUUUAUUUUUCUAUUUUUACUGAUACCUUGAAGAAAAUUAAUUACAAGGGAGAAUCACCGCUCUUGGAAAAAUUCCAACAACAAUAUUUCCGGCAGAAGCAUUUGGAAAUAUUUCUGCUGACCACUUUCCUGCCAUUAAGGUAUUACAUUAAGUCGGGAAAACAAAAAUUCGACGACGUUACUCAAUGGCGAGAAAAUGAUGAGUUAAGGCAAAACUUUUACCGGAUUGAAGGUUACGUUGAAGAGACUCGAAAUUUGUUAAAACGCUUUGCUCAACGCGGAUACUUUGAUUAAUUGACUAUGAAAUUAUUUUCAUAUAUAAAUAUAAAUAUUAUUUUUUCCAUCAUUGAAAUUUGCCAAUAAAUUUUGACUUCUACUAGGUCAGUU
This is a messenger RNA of Drosophila albomicans, 1436 nucleotides long. RefSeq lists its product as uncharacterized. The transcript has 2 exons. Lineage: Eukaryota; Metazoa; Arthropoda; Insecta; Diptera; Drosophilidae. Bases 81 to 1343 code for a protein of 420 amino acids. The record is from RefSeq and is a predicted model, not a curated record.